GCUGAAUUCGGAUUUUCGGCGAUUAUCCCGAAAAAAAUAUUUUCCGAGACUUUGAAAUUGGACAGGAAAUUUUUCUCUGUUUUUUUUUCUUUUUCUUUUUGACAGCUGAAAGAUUUGCAGACUGCAGGGUGUAUUGUACCACUUUAUUAUCAGCAGAAGAUAACUUCAACAGAAGAUAAUAGCAGCAGAAGAUAAUAAAGAUGAGUGCAAUACAAAAGAAAAAAGCAGAUAUUGUAAAGCGCUUGAUAUCUGAUGUCAUCAUAAUUGGCUCAGGUGGAGUUGUAUUGUUGCUGUUCAGGUUUAUGGGGGAUCCAUAUAAACGUGGCUUCUUUUGUGAUGAUGAGUCAUUGAAACAUCCAUUCAAAGAGUCUACCGUGUCAUCAGCCAUAUUGUAUGGGAUAGGAUUUGUUCUUGGCUCCAUACUUAUUGCUGUUGUAGAAUCAAUAUGGAUAUACGGAGUAAAAGAUCGUGACCCGCAGCAAACAAUUGACAUAAAGAACUAUGGAAAGCAUUGGAUAUUGAUCCGAGAUAUUUAUCUUUCCCUCGUUCCUUUUGUAUUUGGAGCUGCUUUGGAACAUAUAAUUACUGAUAUAGGAAAAUAUAGUAUAGGGCGUCUCCGGCCACACUUCUUUGACGUGUGUAAAGUAGAUUACGCAAAGGUGAAUUGUUCGGCGGGAUAUAUAGAAGAGUUUGAGUGCACUGGAGAUGAUAGUAACAGGAUAAGGGAAGUCAGGUUGUCAUUUCCAUCUGGACAUGCAUCUUUUUCUUCCUAUGUUGCUGUGUAUCUUAUGAUAUUUUUACAGAAACGCCUCACAUUCUUGUUCAAGUCUUUGAUACGGCCCCUCCUACAGACACUUAUAUUUGUGAUGGCCUACUAUACAUGUCUUAGUAGAGUGUCAGAUUAUAAACACCAUCCUACAGAUGUAAUGGCAGGUGCUGUGAUUGGCAUUGUUGUAGCAGUAUUAGUGGCAGUUUGUGUGUCAGAUCUAUUCAGCAUGACAGACAGCAGGGAGACAUACAGGGACAUGUACAAAAAUAUGGAGAGAAUAUCAGAGAAUGGCAGAGAAAGGACUUCAGACAUUGACAAAAUGUCAGAUACUUCAGUAAAAUUGUGACUGGCCAACUGAUGCACUGAUUUAGACAAAAUAUAAGAUACUCAAUCCAACAUGUAGAUCUUAUAUCAGAGUCUUUAUUGAACAUGUCAACAUAAUAUCAGAGGCUUCAUCGAACAUGUUGACAUAAUAUUAGAGACUUCAUCAAAUAUGACAGUGAUGUAGACAUCAUAUGUUAGACUUAUCAAACAAUGAGACAUAAUAUUAGUGAAUUCAACAAAUGUCAAGACAUAAUAUCAGAGACUUCAAUGGACAUUUAGACAAAAUAUUAGUGACUUCAUCAAAUAUUUACACAUAGCAUCAGAGAUUUUAUCGAACAUGUGUCACCAGUGAUAAGAUUUAGACAGCUGCACCCCAUCCGCUUACUAGCUAAAUAGGGAGAGCACAGAUCUACUGAUCGUGCGUUCGUGAGUUUGACACCCAGGCGGGAAAUAUGUUCUCUGUGACGAUUUGAUGAAAGAUACUGUGUCUGAAAUCAUUUCUCCUCCACCUCUGAUUUAUGUGGGGAAGUAGGCAGUUAACCUAGAAUAGAUUUGUAUUGGUACAGAAUCAAGGAACACUGGUUAGGUUAACUGCUGUCAGUUACAUAACUGAAAUACUGUUUAAAAAAUGGUGUUAAACCGCAAAACAAACAAAUAAAACUGAGUGAGUUUCAAAAUAUAUACUUUGGUUAAAAUGUUAGGGGUCAUUGAGGCCCAGUAGUUAAAGUUGCUGACUUGGAUUCCUUUGCCCCUCACCUAUAUAGGUUCAAGUCCUGUUCUCGCUGUCGUGAGAGGAAGCUUGCGGAAGGUUGUUGGUUCUGCAAUAUGACUGAAAGGCUGCAGAAUGCUAAUGUUUUGUUUUUCUUUCAAGUUCUAUUGUGUUGUUUUUGUGAAUUUCACAGUUUUAUGCUCUUUUUUCAUUUAUGAAUCAUUUAGUUUUACUUCUAACAAUUUCACAGUAGUAUGUUAUUUUCUUAAGUUUAUGAAUCAUACAGUUUUAAUCAUAACUGACAUUAACAAAUCAUUAACAAUUCAUUUGUUUUUCUUUAUAUAUGUAUAACAAAACCUGCUAAAUUAAUUGAACCUGUUUUUUGUAGAGCCAGCUUGCGGAAGCGAAGACAUAGUUGUCCAAAUGGCUGUUCGUUGUAUGUGCGUGUGUGCGUCCGUCAGUACGUGAGUGCAUCCGUUCGGAUUUGUUUGUCCGGACCAUAACUUUGACAUGCAUGGAGCAAUCUUGUUUAUAUUUGGCAUGAAUGUUAACCUCAGUGAGACAGAAUGUCAUGCGCAAACCUCAGGUUCCUAUCUCAAAGGUCAAGGUUGGAGGUCAAAGGUCAUCUCAGAUCUUGUCUGGCCCAUAACUUUGACAUGCAUUUAGGAAUCUUGUUUGUAUUUGGCAUGAGUGUUUAUCUCAAUGAGACGGACUCUUAUCUCAAAGGUCAAGGUCACAGUUAUGGGUCAAAGGGUGGGCUGAGAUGUUGUCUGUGGGCAUCUAGUUUGAUUUCAUGUUUUUCAGUAGUUUAUUGAAAUAUAAGUGGGGAUUUAUAUGAAACUUUUACUGUUUUAAACAUUGGGAUUUUCAUUUUAUAAUUUUCACUGUUGUGGAACUUAACUUGAACAUGAAAGGAUAUGAAGUAUAUAUAAUUGGAAGUAUUCUUUCUUUAAUAUACAUUAAAAAGAUACAGAAGUAAAAUGAUAAAGAUAUGCACACUGUCGUAUUUAGAUGUAAAACAAAGAAAAACAUGUUGCAAAAUGUGCAUGGCAUUGCACUGGUAAAACUGGCAUAAUUUGGUAAAAACCGUUGGAAGACAUAAAGUAAAAAAAUUGUCUCACGUGUCAAUCAAAGUAUCUUUCACUUGUGAAAUUUUCAAUUGUAACUAUGACACUCGUGAAAAUAUUGCAUCUGAUGUUCACUUGUUAAAGGAUUUUUCAAUCUCACACUGAAACAAACAAAAUGAUAUCCAUUACAGAAGAAUCUGUAAAUUUUUCCAAAUCUUUGGUUAUUUAUGUUUCACAAAGCAGACAAAAUUUCUCCGGUACAUUUAAGAGAAUAAUCACAAUUUUGUAAAGAAAAAUAUGAAAGUAUUUGUAUAUUCAGCAUCAUCAGCUUUUUUUUUGUAACAUUAAAUACAACUAAACAUAGUUAAAUUUUUGUCCUUGAAAAUAUUUGAAAAUGAAAAUUAAGGAAAAUUCAUGGGAGAGGUUCAUGAAAGGGGUACACAUAGUAAAAAAUCAGAUGGAAAUGUUUUGUCCACUCCUCUAUUAAUGUAAAGAAAUAAUAAACAGCUGAGUUUGUUAUCUUUGUUUACUAUACGUUUUUGCACUUUUAUAUAUAGAUUAUUUAUAUUUGUUCAUUUUAUUGUUAAGUUCUGAGGAUUGUUUAGUAUUACUUUUAUAUUAAAUGCUUUCUAUUGUUUAAACUGUUCUGGUCAUUAAAACUUUGUCAACACGUA
Mercenaria mercenaria is the source of this 3543-nucleotide messenger RNA. Its product is annotated as putative phosphatidate phosphatase. The transcript has 7 exons. The record is from RefSeq and is a predicted model, not a curated record. Lineage: Eukaryota; Metazoa; Mollusca; Bivalvia; Venerida; Veneridae. Bases 201 to 1115 code for a protein of 304 amino acids. Gene Ontology annotation, biological process: phospholipid dephosphorylation; phospholipid metabolic process; signal transduction. Gene Ontology annotation, molecular function: phosphatidate phosphatase activity.